Drosophila serrata is the source of this 932-nucleotide messenger RNA. It is a transcript of the gene Pgam5-2, whose product is annotated as Phosphoglycerate mutase 5-2. Gene Ontology annotation, cellular component: mitochondrion. NCBI's taxonomy places the organism in Eukaryota, Metazoa, Arthropoda, Insecta, Diptera, Drosophilidae. Gene Ontology annotation, biological process: positive regulation of mitochondrial fission; peptidyl-threonine dephosphorylation. The record is from RefSeq and is a predicted model, not a curated record. Gene Ontology annotation, molecular function: protein serine/threonine phosphatase activity.
UCAACUGUAUAAAUCAUUGCUUUUUUGGGGAAAUAAAUCAAUUGGCAUUAAUACUGGCUUCACAUUGUUUCAAUGAGAUUGAAAGUCCUUGGGCAUUCGCUGAUAGCCAUGAGCUGCGGCUCCCUGGUCACCUACCUGGCCAUUCGUCUGCUCGAAGGAGAAAUGGCGACAUUUCAGGAUGGAGAUCAGGCCUUGAGCCUGGUGGGCAACGGAUCCUGGCUGCACCAUUGGGAUCGUCGGAAGCCCACGCUGGAGCAGUUACACAGUAGCUUUAAAAAAAAUGAGCCCUCCGCCCUGCGUCACAUCAUCCUGGUGCGGCACGGCGAAUACUUCAAGACCAUGCACGGCAGCCACCUCACGGAACGGGGACGCCUGCAAGCCCAGAGAACGGGAAAGAGACUGCGAGAAAUGGGCAUGUCGUGGGACCAAAUAGUAACCUCCACGAUGACACGAGCUGAGGAAACAGCAACGAUCAUCCUCAAAGAGCUAGAUAUCGAUACGAAUAAGAUGAAGCACGACUGGCUGCUGCGCGAGGGAAUCCCCUAUCCGGCGGAUACUCUGUACAGCAAUGGUCACCGCGAGAAUUUGGCCUACCAGCGUGAUGGUCCCCGGAUCGAUGCCGCCUUCCAGCAGUACUUCUUUCGAGCCACUCCGGAGCAGAAGCACGAUUCCUAUUUACUAAUUGUGGGCCAUUCGAAUGUGAUCCGAUACCUGAUCCUGAGGGCUCUCCAACUGCCACCGAUUGCCUGGAAGCGUCUCCAUCUAAACCAUAGCUCCAUUACCUGGCUGACAGUGCAUCCAACGGGUUACGUGACCCUUCGCUGCCUGGGCGACACCGGCUUCAUCCCCGUGGCCCAGGUGACCAACCGGAGGCCGAAAAAAUUAGAUAAUAGUGACUAACAUAGUAACUAGCUCAUGAUUAAAGCACUUCU